Messenger RNA from Cetraspora pellucida, 3072 nucleotides. Lineage: Eukaryota; Fungi; Glomeromycota; Glomeromycetes; Diversisporales; Gigasporaceae. The record is from the annotation of a GenBank genome assembly.
AUGCCACCUCGCGAAUCUCUAGAGAAUGAACAGAACGCUCCUCUCAUUGACGAAGAAACACGCAAUGCUGGUCCAUUUACAUUUACCAUUGAGCAGCUGCAGAAGCUGAUUGAUCCAAAAAAUGUUGAAUUGCUUCGAGAUUAUGGUGGUCCUGACAAAAUUCUUGAUGGUUUAAGGGUUAAUCGUGAUUAUGGUCUAAGCUCUGAUGAAGGCAUUGACACAUCUUCGAAACCUUUUCAAGAAAGACAAAAGUAUUUUGGAAAAAAUAUUUUACCUAAAGUCGACCAGCAAUCAUUUUUCUAUCUGGUUUGGGACGCUUAUUGUGAUAAGACCUUAAUUUUAUUAAGUAUUGCUGCUCUUGUUUCUCUUGCUCUUGGUAUUAGUGAAGAUUUAUCGAACCACUCUGAAGAUGAACCACGUCUUGGUUGGAUUGAAGGUACUGCAAUCCUUGUUGCUGUUGCUGUUGUAGUUUUUACGAACGCGAUAAAUAACUAUCAAAAGGAAAGGCAAUUUAGAAAACUUAAUGAUAAAAAGGAGGAUCGUAUCAUCAAGCUUAUUCGAGAUGGUAAUGAGCAACAAGUUUCAGUUUUUGAAGUCAAUGUUGGUGACAUUAUGAUGCUUGAACCCGGUGACAUAGUUGCUGUUGAUGGUAUAUAUUUAAGUGGUCAUAAUCUCAUUUGUGAUGAAUCUAGCGCUACCGGUGAAUCUGAUGCCAUAAAAAAAGGUGAUAAUGAUCCCUUCAUAUUGAGUGGUUCAAAGGUUACGGAAGGCGUUGGUAAAGCAGUUGUGAUCGCUGUUGGUGUGAAUUCUUACUUUGGAAAAACCAUGAUGGCAUUACGUCAUAAUGAAAAUGAAGAAACUCCACUUCAAAUGAAGUUAGACUUUCUUGCUGAGCAAAUAGCAAAGUUAGGUGUUUCUGUUGCACUAAUUAUGUUUUUCACAUUAACCAUUAAAUAUUUUAUCAAUGCGGCUCUUUCUGACCAUUUUCCUGAAUUCGAAGAGAUAAUGGUCGCCGUGAUUAAUAUUCUUAUUCAAACAAUUACUAUUAUCGUUGUUGCUGUACCAGAGGGUUUGCCUAUGGCUGUAACACUUGCGCUUGCUUACGCAACCACCAAGAUUGAAACUAUGGGAAAUGCGACUGCUGUUUGUUCGGAUAAAACUGGUACAUUAACUCAAAAUAGAAUGACUGUGGUGGAAGGGUUUCUUGGUCAGGAAAGGUUUAUAGAUUACAAUAAUAUUCAAGAAUGGAGAAAUAGGAUUAAUAAAGAUACAUACGAUAUUAUUACACAAGGCAUAAUUGUUAAUUCUACUGCAUUUGAAGAUCAUGAUGAAAAAGGGCAAUUAAAUUUUGUUGGUUCUAAAACUGAAUGUGCCUUACUUUCUUUUUGCAAAGAAUUUGGUUUAGAAUAUAGAGAGAUAAGAUCUCACGCUAAGAAAGUAAAAGUUUAUCCUUUUGCAUCAGAGAGAAAAAGUAUGACUACAAUUAUUAGAUUACCUUCAGCUGGUACUUCUCAUAGCAAAGCUUCUGAACAUGUUGGAUUUCGUAUUUAUGUUAAAGGCGCUUCCGAGAUUGUUUUUGAUGGUUGUACACAUUAUGUUAAUGCUGAAGGUCAUUUGCAGAAAUUGGAUGAUAAAUCUAAUCAAUUAUUUAAAAAUAUCAUCUCUGAAUAUGCUGAAAAGUCUUUACGCACUAUUUGCAUGGCAUAUCGUGAUAUAACUGCCAGUGAACUUAAUAAUAUCAGUGAUGAAAAUCCUCCUGUUCAUGAUCUUAUUUGUUUAGGUAUAGUUGGUAUCGAGGAUCCUCUUCGUCCUGGUGUUAUAGAAUCUGUUAAAAUUUUUAAAAAGGCUGGUGUUACUGUUAGAAUGAUUACUGGUGAUAACUUAGCAACCGCAAAGGCAAUUGCAAAGAAUGCUGGUAUCUAUAAAAAUGGUAUUGCUAUAACUGGUCCUGAAUUCCGUAAAAUGAAAAAAGAUGAACAACUCAGCAUAAUCCCUCGAUUAGAAGUACUUGCUCGUUCUUCACCGACGGAUAAAACUAUUGUAGUUUCUCUUCUUAAAGAAGAGGGUGAUGUUGUUGCUGUUACUGGUGAUGGCACUAAUGAUGGUCCAGCUUUAAAGUUAGCUGAUGUUGGUUUCAGUAUGGGAAUUGCCGGUACUGAAGUUGCAAAAGAAGCUUCUUCUAUUAUUUUAAUGGACGAUAACUUUAAUUCCAUUGUUAAAGCAUUGAGAUGGGGUCGUGCUGUUAACGAUAGUGUACGCAAAUUUUUACAAUUUCAACUCACGGUUAAUAUCGCUGCAGUUAUAAUAUCUUUCACUAGUGCUGUCUUAAGUGAUGAUAAUGAAUCCGUGUUAACAGCUGUACAACUACUUUGGAUUAAUCUCAUUAUGGACACGUUGGCUGCACUUGCUUUGGCGACUGAACCUCCUACUGAUGAGCUUUUAUCUCGCUUACCUACUUUAAAGAGUGCAUCAUUAAUUAAUUUCCGUAUGUGGAAAAUGAUUAUUGGUCAAGCUAUCUUCCAAGUGGCCAUCAAUUUGACUUUAUUACAUAUAGGACCUGCAAUUUUUCAUCUUAACGUUAAUAAUCCUCAUGAUAAGCUCAUAUUUCGUACCUUGAUUUUCAAUACCUUUGUCUUUCUUCAAGUUUUCAAUGAGAUCAAUUGUAGACGUAUUGAUGAUCAUUUGAACGUUUUUGCCAAUAUUCUUCAUAAUCAUAUAUUCAUAAUCGUUCAGAUUGCUAUUAUAACCUCUCAAUUUUUUAUCGUUCAAUAUGGAGGUAUUGCCUUUGGAACAGCAAAGCUCGCUUGGUAUCAUUGGCUUGUGACUGUUUUAAUUGGAUCUCUUUCCUUACCUGUUGGUGUGAUUAUUAGACUUUUUCCUAAUACUUGUAUACCAGAUUAUAUUCUUAACGAGUAUUACAGACCAAAGGUCACUAAAGAGAAGAUGUUAUGGGAACAGGCAAUUCAUGAUGUAAGAGCUGAACUCAAGGUAUUUGGUGCUAUAAGGAAGCCCAAGUCACGACCUUCCCACGGAUUCCUUCGGAUUGCAAAUGAUAUGAUGCAUAAAAAAUAA